AGCUAAUCCACACAGAUUUUGACCGCGUUGUUAGGAUGUGUUACGAAGUUUCAGCUGCUGUUUAUUAUUUAUUCACAAUAUCAUGUUUCCACACUAUAGCACCCUUGUCAGUUAGUGCUAGUGUAGAAGAUGUAUUGGAGAAAGGGACUAAACUUUUAGCAUCCGGUAAAUAUGAGGAAGCUCUGUCUUUGUACAAUGAUGCCAUUGCAAAAAGUCCUGAUAGUUAUAUGGCUCACUAUAAAAGAGGCACAGCAUACAUCGCACUAGCUAAUUGCAGAAUGUCUCUUUCAGAUUUUAAUAGAGCUCUGGAGCUAAAUCCAGAUUUCGUUCCUGCAAAAAAACAUCGGGCGUAUGUGAAACAGAGGAUGGGGAAGCUGAAAGAAGCCAUAGAAGACUACGAGAGUGUGUCAAAUCAUGAUACUGGCGCAAGCGCCAAAAUAUCUGAAAUACACAAACUAAAAGAUCAGUGGGAAGAUGCUCGCAAACUUUUCGGGAACAGCAAAUACAAAGAAGCUCUUUCGUUACUGGAUAAAUUGGUAGAGUCAAUCGACUUUGCUGAAGAGCUACGUGAAUUGAGAGCUAGGUGUUAUUUAAGCUUGGGAGAAGUGCAAAAGGGUUUACAAGAAAUGAGAUUCGGUGUCCAUCUAACUAAUGAUAAUCGUGAGGGAUUGCUGAGAAUCAGUCAAAUAAUGUACGACUCUGGGUUUGCAGUGCAGGCUAUCAAUGAGCUUCGAGAAUGUCUCAGACUUGAUCAAGAUGAUAAGGCCUGUCUGAGUUUUUACAAAAAAGUAAAUAAAGUUGCCAAAGCUAUAACAGCCACUCAAGAGGCCUUGGAAGCAGAAAGGUAUUCUGAUUGCAUCAAGAAAGCAGAAGAGAUAGUGAAAUUCGAAUCUUCAAAUCCUGAAUACGCUAAUCAAGCGAAUAUUAGCCUCUGUCACUGUCAUGCAAAGUCUAAAAGUGCUGAUGGAGUCCCAUAUUGUGAAUCUGUUGUUCGACAUUAUCCUGAAAGCACUGAAUUCCAGCUCUACCAAGCUGAAGCUUACAUGAAUGCUGACCGUUUUCAAGAUGCCAUCUCAACAUACCAAAAAAUAUUAGAACACGAAUCAAAUAAUCGAAACGCGAAGGAGGGUAUGAAAAAAGCUCAGAAGCUUUUAAAAGCAAGCAACCGUCGUGAUUAUUACAAAAUACUUGGGGUUCCCAAAUCAGCUUCUAAAAAAGAUAUUUUGAAAGCUUACCGAAAAAUGGCUGCUGAAUACCAUCCGGAUAAAUUCCAGGGUGAAGAAAGAGUGCAAGCUGAGAAAAAGUUUGUUGAAAUUUCUGCAGCUAAAGAGGUUCUUACAGAUGACGAGAAACGUGCACAGUUUGACAAUGGAAUCGAUCCACUGGAUCCUGAACAGCAAGCUCAAAACCCGUUCGGUAAUCAUCCUUUCAGUGGUUUUCCGUUUGCCCAUAUGAAUCCAUUCGAAGGUGCUCACUUUGAGUUUCAUUUCGGAUAAAUUGGCAUUUUAAAAUCGACAAUUCAGUCUCCGUUUUUCUCAGCCUCUCUCACUUACUUUCAAGUCGUCUAGAAAAUUACUUUUUACUUUUUUACUACCUUGAUUUAGUCUUUCGAAGUGUCCUUAAACAUCGUGUUGUACAUAAAACCUCAGUUUUGCUUCUUUUUUAUUUUUAUGUUAUGGUAACUGAUCAGAUUGAUCGUAUCACCUCUGUGUUUUAUCUGAAUAAUAAAUGUCUUUUACUACAUUCCUGAUCGAAACAUGACUUUUCAAAAAACCUUCACCUUGUUCUCAUGUUGAAAUUUUUUAUCAAGUCAUUUGAGUUAUUUUAUUUUUAGGUGUGAAGAAAUGACUAUAGUACUUCGCCAUUUUAGGAUAUAAAUUCUUCAACUAACUCGUUUUUUAUCCAGAUAAUUCUCAUAACAGCUUGUUACAUUUCGCGUAUUUCAGCUGUUUCACCCUGGCUAAUAACUUCAUCAAUAAUCAGUUACUCGGUUUUCUUUUGUGAGAUAAAACGUUUAAUUACUUAAUGAUCAUGAAUAUUACUUUGUAAAAUAUUAAGCUUAAUUAAUACAGAUGGUUUCUGACUAAAA
Messenger RNA from Schistosoma turkestanicum, 2089 nucleotides. NCBI's taxonomy places the organism in Eukaryota, Metazoa, Platyhelminthes, Trematoda, Strigeidida, Schistosomatidae. The record is from the annotation of a GenBank genome assembly.